UCGGCUUCCGGGAUACGUUGUACACAGCCGGGAUGACAGCGUAAAGGGGUUGGGGAGAAAGACCUAUCUUAUGAUGAAUAUCUUUAUAUCGGGAUUUGCUCUGUUGAGUGUAUUAUGUAUAAUUCUGUUUGUUUACACGCGCACGUCCCUGCCGUCCGUCGGAGAUGCCAGCUUCAAGCAGUUUCAGAGGAUCUACCUUGUGGUCUAUAUGUUGGCUAUGGCCGGCGACUGGCUCCAGGGACCACAUGUGUAUGCCCUGUAUGACAGUUAUGGCAUGUCUUCCCAUGACAUCGAGGUCCUGUUUGUCGCUGGCUUUGGCUCCAGUAUGAUAUUUGGUACCAUUGUUGGAUCUUUCGCAGACAAGUAUGGUCGCCGUGCCAACUGUAUCCUGUAUGGGAUCCUAUAUGGAGGUGCAUGUAUCACCAAGCAUUUUAACAACUUCUACAUUUUGAUGGUGGGACGUUUAUUGGGAGGUAUUGCCACCUCCAUCUUGUACAGUGCCUUCGAGUCCUGGAUGGUGUAUGAACACAACAAACGUGGUUUCAGUCAGGAUUCUCUGGGAAGUGUUUUCAGUCAUGCCGUACUGGGAAACUCCUUGGUAGCCAUUGUUGCUGGCUUAGUCGCUCAGUUCUUUGCUGACAGAUUUGGAUUUGUUGCCCCCUUUGAUGUGUCACUUACCGUCCUAACAAUAAUGACAGUGAUAAUUGUGUUUACCUGGAGUGAAAACUAUGGUGACAGGAACAGUGACCUCUCCGUCAGCUUCAGUAAUGCCUCCAAGUCUAUAAGAACAGAUCACAAGAUCCUGUGUCUGGGCCUGAUCCAGUCAUUGUUUGAGGGAUCAAUGUACAUAUUUGUGUUGGAAUGGACCCCUGCCCUGACCCCAGAAACCCAUGACACCGCCACAAGCACAGCACGCCAUCUGUUGUCCUCCAAUGAGACCACUAUUCCUCAUGGACACAUAUUUGCUGGUUUCAUGGUGUCCAUCAUGAUUGGGUCCUCAUUGUUCAAGAUCUUGUCUAGUUAUACAAAUGUGGAGUCUUUUAUGAGAUUUGUACUUCUUAUUGCUGCUCUUUCACUUUCAACGCCUAUCAUCUUCAAAGGAAACCAGCUGUUUGUGUUCUGUGGCUUCUUGGUGUUUGAGACAUGUGUGGGCAUAUUUUGGCCGUCGUUAGGUCAGAUGAGAGGAAAAUAUGUGCCAGAAGCAACGAGAGCAACUAUUAUGAAUUUUUUCCGAAUCCCCCUAAACUUUAUCGUGGUUGUGAUACUCCUACAGGCCUUGCCGAUGAAGAUGAUAUUUGAGUGUUGCGUAAUGUUCCUCUUCUUAGCCAUGAUAUGUCAGCAGUGGUUGUACAGUUUGUACAGGAAGUUACCAAAGUCUGAAAGUCUCGAAAAAGGCAGCCAGGAAUUUAGUGACAGCGUUGAUUUAACCUUGGUGGAGCACAAGACGCCUCUUCUGGAUGUAAAGGCAGAAAUGGUGUGAGGAGGUGGAGAUGACCAUAGCAACGUGCAAUUGGAUCCCACUUGUUGCCAUAGCAACAGAGUGAGUUUACCAUGCACUUGGUACAGAUUCAAAAAUGAGAAUUGUGACACUUUUAUUGAGCAUAGGGACGAUACUAAUAUAGGUUAGAAAAAAAAAUGUCUAAUUAAUAGUGUCAUGUAAAAUCAACCAACUUAAUGUUGAGAGUAACAAAUUAUUGGUCAUCUACUGAUUAUUACAGACCACCCAAUACAGUACACACUGAACAGUUAUCAAGUUUAUAGGGACCACCACUAGUCACCACUAGUCACAAUUGGUCUUUGAGCUAAUGUACUUUUGUUUCGCUUUUAGACUUAGCUCCAGGAGCUGUAGCUUCUAGGCCCGAUUGUUUAUAAUUUUUGUCCAAUCAUAAAAAAAAAUGAAAACAAUUGGGCAGAGAAGCUAUGGUUCCCGCCGCUACGUUAGGCCUUACGCAAUGAGUUAUUCUAGACGUAGACAAAUUGUUUAACUUUGUACAUGUACAUUGUUGACUAAAGAGACGGUGUUUACUUUGUGUUGUUGACCAGGACAACAUUACACAAGUACUGUAUGUGUGCCUUGAUCUGGUUAAACAUAGGUUCACAUGGGUGACAAAUUAUAUGAAAUAACAUACAUGUAAGAUAUGAGUAAUGUUUUCAGACUUGUAUAGAAAAAUAUAGUUGUAAAUUAUAAUCUGUUGGUCGUUUAAUAUUUGAAUCUGCUUUUGAUGUAGAAAACAUUGAUCUGUGGUAUGCUAAUUAUAAUUUAUUAUCAAUGUUUUAUUUAAAGAAACACAGAGUAUCUACAGUAACAUUUGUCAUAGCAUUAAACCUGUUCUCAUCCUGGGACCACCAUAUAUCGUAUAUUGAGAUAUAAUUCCAAAUGGACGUUUGCAAUUUUAUGUGAAAGUAUUGCAUUUUGUGCCAUAAAAUUUAGUAUUGUUUUCAUGAUUUUGUUAAAUUUGAUGUAAUUUCAUACUUUUGUUAAUCUGUAAACUAAGCAUUUAUGAGGACUUGAAGAAACUCAAAAUGAAAAUGUUGAAUUAAUUAAUUAGAGCAAAUGAUCUGAAGAUUUUGAACUUCUUCAUCACCUCUCAUUUCUCAAAGUAAUGAAAAAUAUAGCUGUAUACAUAAUAUAUACUGUAAAACCUUGUUAUACUGCCACCCCAUAUCUAGAGAAAAAUUGGCAUGAUAGAGAGGUUUGGCGAUAAAUUGAGGGAAAUGUAGAAAGGAAUUCUUGAGAAAACAAGAAAAGGGGACAUUGAAAUAUGUUGGAGAUAAACGAGGAGGCAGACGAAAUGAGGGGCAGUAUAUCGAGGUUUCACUGUAAUUAAUUUAAUACAAUAGUUUUGUAUAUUUCAUUUAUGGACAUUGAAAAAUGUUGGCAGUAAACAAGGAGGCAGACGAAAUGAGGGGCAGUAUAUCGAGGUUUCAUUGUAUGUCACAAAUUAAUUUUGUGAUUAUAUGUACUGUAGUACAUGUUUCUGUCAUAACUACCACAGGUUUCAACACUGCUAGCCAGUGGUUUACUACAUACAGGCAGGCACAAUGUGUUAACACAAUACGGUAUGGUGUCACACUGUCAUCGUUUAGAAGUGAAACAGAAUAUUCAACUCCUGAUGAUUAAUUUAUGAUUUAUAUCUACUGUUUUGAGAAGUUGAGAAUUCACUUGCUAUAAUGGGGAUGUUUAUCAAUUUCAGACUUGUUGGGGUGAAUAUUAUACAGUUAUGAAUAUAUGGUUAUAGGGACCCGUAAAUGAUGGAAGGUAAGAAAAUCGUCACGAGAAAAAAUCAUUGCAUUGGGCGGUGAGCAUUGUGACAGUAUAUUCAAACUGAUGUCAUAAAUAAAAUAAUAACCUUUGGUUUCUAAAAAUAGUAACACUAAGUCGGCGCAUGUAUCACAAAUCAACAACCUGUACUCAAUUAUAAUCUAUUACAAACGAGGAAUCGGGAGGGGGAAUAUGAUAUCUAAUGUAAAUUAUUAUAAUUGAUCAUAACAAGUUGGAUAUUCGGUAUAUAUCAUAUUGAAUUGUGCUAAAACAUACAUCAAGCAAUUCACAUGUGUACUGAUAUGUUGAGCCUGCCGUUUGCUGAUGUAAUUUUACAGGGUCAGUUUUCAUAAUUAUUAAUAGUUAUCAUCCCUAACUCAUCCUAUCAAAGAAUCACUUUUGAGUAUCGUAUUCAGAUGUCUGAUGCUACUGUUGAGUUUAUGAGCAUAACACAGCAAUCUAAGUAAAUUCUUGCUAUACCAGACACAAUUCCUGACAAAUAAAUUCUUACCAGACAUAGAUAAAUGACUUCUUACCAGACAUAUUCACAAACGUAUAAUUAACCUGUAAUACUGAACAUCAUGUCUCCCCUAAUCUCCGGUUUAUAAGCUCUAUAUAUAUAUGUCGCAACAGAGACAAUCAUACUGUUCCCUCCGAUGUCUGUUAAGUCAGGUUUCGCUAUCGUUUUCAUACAAUCAAAGGGGACAUAACUUUGAAAUUUCAUUUGAUGAAUAGUAUUAUACAUCAUUUGCUUAUUUAAGUUUAUAAUGGAGGAUUUAAGUCGGAUGCUUUGACACGAUGUUCUCUGAAGUCUUCAACAGUUGUUUGUUUGUUUGUUUGUUGCUAGUAUACUGCCUUUUAUUGCAAUAUUUUACAUCCAGGAUAAAUUUGUAAUUUUGUUUAUCAACUAUUUAAUCUAAACUUACAUCUUUUAUCAAAUGGCUUCUGAUCAUAUUCAAAUGGCUUAUGGCAUUUUAUAGGCUCUUGUUAGUGUCCACAUGACUUAUGGCUGGUCAGUUUCAUUUUGAUGUCCACACGAGGAUAACAAAAAGCAUUGAUAAGACUUUGUAUGUAGUUACAGGCACAGGCGUGAGAAUGGUUAUAGACAUGGUAUGGUAUGGUACAGACACAGGUGUGAGAAUGAAAGCGUUGAAGAGUACAAUAAUUUUUCUCAUUUAUCAAAUCAUUGGUUUAUCUUAAAACACAACAUGCCACACAUGGUUUUGUUUUUGUGUUGUUUUGUAAUGAAUGGCUUCGUACUCGCAAAUUAAUAUUUAUCUCCUAGUACUCGGGUUACUCAAAUUUUAAUUGGCAACGAUAUUUUGUGUAUCAAUUUGAUAUACUACAAUGCUUAUUUAACAUUUGUAUGUUUUUAAGAAUAGUAGUUAUUCUCAUCACGUACAGUUGAAUACAUCAUUAUUCAGGGUCACUUUUUUUAGAAGAAUUUUUUAACUAUUUUUUGAUAAAUUAAAAUGAAAGUCAGACGCACUGUAAUUGAUGUGGUUAAUUAACUUAUUCACCCCUGACUUUUCAUAAUGAACUAUUCCAACCUUUGAACUGGAAGAGUUCAAAUGUGUCUUCAGGGUGAAUGAGUUAAAUAGCCGUUUGAUGCGAGGGGAAAUAACACGUUCUAUGAAAUAGAAGAGGAGGUAUUAAAGGAAUAUAAGAAAUGUCUAUAUAUAUAAGGCUUGAAUUUCUUAAUUCUCUGGUUCCAUUUUUUCUCUGAAAUUACUUAAUAUAAAAUCAACUUUAUUUUCCAUGGAAUAUCAUAACCAUGUAGUUUAAUACAUGUACCUGUUACCCACCUUUACAGAAUUUAUUGAUGGGAACAAACAUAGCGCUGAUGGAAACUUUAUGGCAAUUUUUGGUGUGCAACUUAUUUAAGAAAAGUGGAUAAAGAGGGUUUUUUUUAUGUGUUAAGUACAAAAGUUGAAUAAAAUUCAUUAAUUUACGUAAA
Mizuhopecten yessoensis (Yesso scallop) is the source of this 5219-nucleotide messenger RNA. RefSeq names its product molybdate-anion transporter-like. The record is from RefSeq and is a predicted model, not a curated record. Gene Ontology annotation, molecular function: molybdate ion transmembrane transporter activity. Lineage: Eukaryota; Metazoa; Mollusca; Bivalvia; Pectinida; Pectinidae. The coding region runs from base 71 to 1480 and encodes 469 amino acids. Gene Ontology annotation, cellular component: membrane. The transcript is spliced from 13 exons. Gene Ontology annotation, biological process: molybdate ion transport.